UACCGAAACAGUUUUGACGCACGGUUUCAGCCUGGCGGACAAAUACAGCUGACGCACCGCCUCUACAGCUCAAUGAUCAACCUCGCACCUCUACCAGCUCACAUCCCCCGGUAUCUUGUUGAGAGUGAGAGGUGAUAGAGAAGGAAAAGAUGGCGGGUGGCCCUGUCGCUUCUUUCAGGUCGGUGCCUGCAAGAACGGCAAGGACUGCAAAUACGCGCAUGUCAUCAACCCGAACUUCAAGCGCAGGGCAUGCGAGCCGUUUCUGACGGGCACCUGUAGGAGGGGCCAGCAAUGCACGUACUCUCACGCCAAAGAAGACAUUGACCUUCUACGAGCUACGCUAGGCGUCAAUGGCAGUACUACUGCGACCUUAUCCACGACUGCGAGGGAGUUCACAGAGUGGCGUUACCAGAUUCCAACCCCUGAGAUUCUCGCACGUGGCCCACCACGCAAGUUGGGGCCGGCUCUGCCCAAGUUCUUUCAGCAAGCCCGCCACCUUCGCCAGCGGUGAGGUGGGCUCGAUGCAGGAAGUCAUUGCUCUGCUCGCCUCUGCAGGCGGCUGUGUGCGGAUAAAGGAAGUCAGUGAGCAGCACUACGAUGACUUGGACGACGCUCAGCUGAGCCGCUUGUUCAACGGCCAGAUUCUACCUUUCUUGAAAGCCAUCACACACAAGAACGUCAUGGCUUCACUCCUUCUUGAACAGCGCCUGAUGACUAUCUACAACGUCCUAUACGGUGGUGACGGUCAACGUGCUGCAGCGCUCUUUUCUGCCGCGGUAAAGCACUUGCAAUGUCUUGGUCUCACGGAUCCCACCAACGGCAACGCUCCAAACACAGCUGCGAUCGAUGGCAUCGAGACGACUGUGAUAGCACUGCACAAACUCGUGGAAGUCAACACGCAAGCACAGGUACAUGACGGCUUGAAGACAGUGGCAGAGAUGAUCGCAGUCGUCAUCGGUCAAGACGUUCCCGAUGGCGUUCAAUACUACAUGUCUGCGGCUCGGAAGUACCUCUCUCGUGUCAACCAAAGGCUAGGCCUCGGCCAAGCACUUGCAGAGAAUCAAGGCCAGAAUGGGACCGCAGGCCCGCGGUUCACCUUCGAGCUAGCGCGCGAGCGUCCUGGUGCUUUGUCCGACGAUGGCCCAAGGCACGACAAUGACAAUGAGAACAUUUGCAACAUCUCCGUCCUUUCUACGCGGCAAGAGAUCGAGAGCUCUCGUACGGAAUACCUACCUCUGGCAGACCCCCGCGAACUACACCUUGGCGGGCUCGAGGGUCUCCUCGAUAUCCACUUUCGUCUGCUGCGUGAAGACACCGUUGGUCAAUUGCGCGACAGCGCUAAAAUUGAAUUGGAGAGACUGCAGAAUCCGCAGGCGCAGAACGGCGGCCACCAGCGUAAGCGCCAAGGAGCGCGGACAUUUGUUUACCAGAAUGUCGUCGUCUUGGACGUUACCUUCGACGCCCACGGCGGCAUGCAAUUCGCUCUGGGUUUCGACCAGCCGUCAACUCUCUGGUCAACAAGUGAGCAACAGCGCCGCGAGUGGUGGCAGAGCUCUAAGCGCUUGGGAAAUGAAGCUCUGGUUUGCCUACUCAACUCUGCGGGUGAGGCUAUAUUCCUGGUUGUUGUCCCGGAGCCGAAUUCUAGCAAGAAGGACAUGCAGACUGGAGAGAAGAUUGUCACACUCCAUGAGGAGUACAACCUUCAUGCGGAGAAGGAGCGAGCACACGUGAUUGCCCGCCCUGUGCAACAAUUGGAUAUCUUCCCAAUGCUCGAUCAUACCUUCGGAGACGGCAGUGAGGAGCUUUCGCUUGUCGAAUUUCCUGGCGUCAUACUACCGGCUUUCAAGCCCACGCUUGAAGCCAUGCAACACAUGAGCAAGUCGCCAGAAGACAUACCAUUUCGUCAUAUUCUUGCACCUGUUUCAACACCAACAAAUCCCAAUCGAGAAGUCGACGUUGAUCCACCAACGUACGCUACAAGGCCUGGGUUCCGUUACGAUCUUUCUGGAAUCACUCAUCAUGGGACUCCCUUCCAUUUCACUCCUGGAGAAGACAUCGAGGCCGCGACCGCCGAACUUACCUCCAAAUCUUCGCUCGACCAUAGUCAAGCUAGGGCAAUAAUUUCCGCGCUGUCCCGCAGUUUGGCGCUGAUACGAGGGCCGCCUGGCACGGGCAAGAGCUGGACGGUACUUCAGCUUGCCAAGAUACUGCUCGGUAACAAAGCUGCCGGAAGCCUCGGGCCCAUCAUUUGGGUCUGCUUCACCAACCAUGCUUUAGAUCAGGGUCUUGAGCGCCUCGCAGAAGAAGGGUUUCCCAACAUAGUUCGUAUCGGAGGAUCAUCAAAGCCUGAGCGUCUCAGAGAUCUGAAUCUAAGGGCUGUCGUCCAGUGCCUCGAUUUGACGAAGACAGAGAAGAAAGAUCGAUUCGCUUUCACGAAGAUGGUUGAUGACGAUGCCAGGGAGAUCAACCGUCUCCUAGUCAGUCUCGGCCGCCUUGGUGAUGAAGGAAUGAUGAGCGAGCAUCUCAAAUACUAUCAUCCGGAUGAUUUCUUCUUGUUGUUCAGUGAAACGGACGAGGAGGGUUGGCAGACUGUGGAAUAUACCCGCAACAACACCCCACUUCAGAAGUGGUUGAGAGGUGCUCCAUGGGGCGAUAACAACCCUCGCUCAGCCGGACAGCUGGCUGGAGUGCACGUCCACAGCAUGACUGGGCAAGAGCGCCGUCUUGUCUACACUUCCUGGAUGCAAGAGAUUGCCAGCGAUCUGCAAGAUAAGCUGCGGAGAGCACUCGCAGAGUACAAUGAGCACAAAAGCAAGCUGGACAUCAUCAGGUCUGACCUGGACCUCCGUGUGUUACAGCAAGCCAAUCUAAUUGGGCUUACCACGAGCGGGCUGGCGCGUCACCUUGGUCUCCUCCGCAAAACUGGUGCAAAGGUGCUCGUGUGUGAGGAGGCCGGCGAGGUGCUGGAGUCGCAUCUACUGACCGCUCUUUUGCCUUCAAUCGAGCAUGCCGUUCUCGUUGGAGACCAUUGCCAAUUACGGCCUCAUAUCCAGUCUUAUGACUUGUCGUGCGAAAGUAGGAGUGGCGCCCAGUACUCACUCGACAUAUCGCUGUUUGAGCGGCUUGUGGAGCCCAAAGACCUCAAGGCUCAGCCGCUGCCAUUCUCCACGCUGAAUGUCCAGAGACGCAUGCAUCCGUCAAUUUCUCAACUUGUUCGGAAGACGAUCUACCCGCAGUUACAAGACGCACCAUUGGUAGCCACCUACCCGGAUGUGGUUGGCAUGCGCAAGCGUACGUUCUGGCUGAAUCACGCACACAAAGAGAACGAGGAGGACGCUGGUGUUGGCCCAUCCAUGUCUCAUACCAACGAGUAUGAAGUGGAGAUGGUGGCCGGCGUUGCAAAGCAUCUCGUGCAACAGGGUGUCUACCGAUCGGAAGAGAUCGCGAUCAUCACGCCCUAUCUGGGGCAACUCCGGAAGCUCCGGCAAAAGCUGAGCUCCGCGUUUCACAUCGUUUUGAACGAGCGAGAUGUCGAAGAGUUACAGAGGGAGGGUGACGGUAGCCUGGAGGCGGUGACGGAGGAUGAUGCAGUUGUUCGCCGUGCAUCUAUCGCUCGAGGCUCUUUGCUGCAGGCCUUACGCGUUGCCACUGUGGACAACUUCCAAGGAGAGGAGGCUACGGUCGUGGUCGUGUCCCUGGUUCGAUCCAACGACAUAAACAAGCCCGGCUUCCUCAGAACUUCCAACCGAAUCAAUGUCCUUCUCUCGCGAGCCAAGCACGGACUCUACAUAAUCGGUAACGCCGACACUAUGGCUGAGGUACCCAUGUGGGCGGAAGUUCUUGACCUUUUCCGCACGGACGGGAAUUUCGGCGACGACCUUGGACUGUGCUGCCCACGGCACCCCCAGACUCCUAUUGUUGUCAGAAACCCGGACGACUUCGUUCGCUUGUCGCCCGAGGCUGGCUGCGACCUUCCCUGCACGAACAUGCUGCAUUGUGGACACGCAUGUGUGAGUAAAUGCCACGCUGACAUGCUUCACCAAGCAGUCUACUGCAUGAAGCCUUGCACGCGCCCCAAAGCAGGCUGUUCCCAUAACUGCCCGCGAGUAUGCGGCGAUUCUUGUCCACCGCAGUGUGAAGAGCUGGUUGAAGGCAUUGAUCUCAUUCUCAGAUGUGGUCACCAUACAGACGCUUUACCCUGCUUUCAGCAUCAAGACUCUUCGAAGGUGCUGUGCGACGUACUGGUGAAGCGGACGGUGCCGGGUUGCAAUCAUAAUGUGACUGUGCCCUGCUACGUCGACGUUGCACAACCUGAAUACCGCUGCCCUGCAAUCUGCGGUUCCUUGUUAGAGUGCGGCCACCCGUGUAAGAAGGCAUGCUGGAAGUGCCGCUCUAAAGAUGCAAAUGAUGGAGGCCCUGUUCACGUCAAGCACGGGGCUUGUAAGCAAGUCUGCAACCGGGAUUACAGCACCUGCAGCCAUCGAUGCAAUGCAACAUGCCACGGAGAGGAUCCUUGUCCGCUUUGUGUUGCCCCUUGUGAUAAUCAAUGCAUUCAUGGUCGAUGCAGCAAGAAGUGCUCUGAGCCUUGUGCGCCAUGCAUUGAGCCUCGUUGUGGUUCGCGCUGCCCGCACUCUCGGUGCAAAUUACCGUGCUCGGCCCCGUGCGAUUGGCUACCGUGCUCUCAACGCUGUGAGCUGCUGCUGGCUUGCGGCUGCCAAUGCCCGUCCCUCUGCGGUGAAGUGUGCCCGGAUGCAAAGUUCUGCCAGAGUUGCGCUUCCAACGAGAUUAAAGAGCAGAUUGUCGACAUGAUCAUGAUGGAGACAUACGGCGAGACUGACCUGGACCUCUACCCAUGCAUCUUCGCUGCGUGCGGUCACAUUUUCAGAGUCGACACCAUGGAUGGGGCGAUGUUCAUGCAGAACCACUACGUGCUGGACGAGCAAGGCACCGUUCUCGCAUUGAAUGAGAGCGUGGAACCAUUCUCUUCAGCUGAGGUCAAGGUGUGCCCAAGUUGCAGGGGCUCGCUUCGCAACAUUGCUCGUUAUGGACGCAUCGUGAGGCGUGCUUUGCUGGACGAGAGCGCGAAGAAGCUCAAGGCAUGGUCCGACCAGACCUACGCUGAUCUCACUGCUCGUCUUUCUGAGGAGCAUGAGUCGCUUCUAGUGACACUGGAUACAGUGAGAAAGCCGCAUCAGGACAUCAGGCUUAAUGGCUCGCCGUCUGACCAGGUCAAGUACAUAAAGCGUCUCAAGACGAGCAACCGGUAUCGCAAGCUUUUCACACUCCGCAGCAACAUCAAAGCCUUCGCUGACAGAGUACGCCAAGAAGAGCAGCCGUACCAGCGGGUGCGCGACUCCGUAGAGACUGUGAGGCGCCAGAACACUGGAGCCGAAAUCGCCGAGUUCAGCUUCUCCCACGACAUGCUUCAGAUGCGUGAGCGUCUUCAGGCUGUUUGCCUGCUUAUCCAGACUGACCUGGUAAUCAUCACGGAUGUCAUGAAGAUGCACGACAGGACUACCGCUGGCAAAAUCAAAGGCAUACUUCAGGUCGACUUCUCCCACAACCGCGCGCAAUGCGACGAAGUGGCCCACGAAGCAGUGGCAUCGCACAGUGUCCGCGAGGGCGUCCAGAGCCUUAUCUUCUGGGCCCGCUUCGCUGCCAUGCAAUGCGGAACGUACGACUACAAUGCCGAAGAAGAGAAACCUGGACUGCAAUUACGCAACGACGCGCUCAACCAAGGGGCGCUGGAGCACCUCCGCGAUGCCGAGGAGAUUCGCAACCGCUUCAACGGUGAAGCCGUGAAUCCUACGAGGGGACUCCGUGAUGAGAUCGUCGACGUACGCCGUAUGCUGAACGAGGGCUUGUCGGCGGGUGAGAUGCGGAUGGUGGUCGAAGUGAUGGCGAGGGAGUUCCACGGAACGGGGCAUUGGUAUCGGUGUGCGAACGGCCAUCCCUUCACCGUCGGCGAGUGCGGCAUGCCAAUGCAACUCGCCCGGUGUCCGGCGUGUGGGGCGGGUAUUGGUGGCGAGCAUCAUCGGCCGACGGAGGGCGUGGAGAGGGCGGGGGAUAUUGAGAGGCAGUUUGGUGGCAUGCAGUUGUAAUAUAUAGGCUGUGGAAAAGAAAGGGAUCGAGGGGCUUGGAGGAGGAAGGCUAGCUUUGUGCGUGGCAGAGAGGGACUUGAUUGCGAUGGAGUUGAGAGGAUGAGGACAGCAGUUC
Molecule: messenger RNA, 6216 nt
Organism: Baudoinia panamericana UAMH 10762
Lineage: Eukaryota; Fungi; Ascomycota; Dothideomycetes; Mycosphaerellales; Teratosphaeriaceae
Exons: 3
Coding region: 351-6101 (1916 amino acids)
Biological process (GO): regulatory ncRNA-mediated heterochromatin formation
Cellular component (GO): nucleus; nuclear RNA-directed RNA polymerase complex
Molecular function (GO): helicase activity; zinc ion binding
Source: RefSeq, a predicted model, not a curated record